GGGGUUAGAUUACUCAAUCAAUAUUAUAGGGUUGCUCGAUAGUGUUAUAGGAGUUACUUUAUUCUUUAACAAGCAGACACACGAUGUGGCUAGCUGCACACAAGACGGGUUGCAUAUACACAUUUAUUUUAUUUUAUUUUUAUUAAUGAUUGUGCAUUUGUUGCCCAUUAAAAAUUAAGAUUAGUUAGUUGUAUGGUUACAUGAUACAUGAAUGUCUCAACUUAUAAGCAAAAACUCAUAUUCUCAAACAACAAUGAUGUGGGCGGGAUUUGAUAAAUAGUUUAUUUUGCUUAGUGGUUAGUUGGUUACCACCCAAAGAUAAUUGUAGCUAAGUCAGUUGGCAUAUGUGUCCGAUUUCAACUAUAAUUAAACAAUUACAACUAUCAUGCAAACUGCAAACCUUGGUUAAGGGAAUUAUUCUGAUGUAGGGAAGUUGCCUAUUUUGUAUGGUGGGCGGUUAGUGAGGAAUCUGUCAAUGUGUAAGAAUAAUUUGGCCCUAAACCUCCUCUCUUCACAAAAAAGAAUUCAGAUUGGUAUAUUCUUCUUCUUUUUUUUUUUUACUUGUGAAAUUUAUAGUACUAUCUUUGCCUUUAAAUCUUGUGGUAGCUCUUCAUUGUUCUGCAUUGCAGUCUUAAACAAGUGUAUUGUUGACUGAAGCUGUUAGCAUCAUUACCAUGAGUGAAACUUGUAUGACAGGAGAGAUUGUGAAGGAGAUUAGCCUGAAGGAUAUCUCUAAGAAACUCGAAGAAUUCGCUCAGGCACGAGACUGGGAGAAGUAUCAUAGUCCUAGGAACUUACUUCUUGCUAUGGUGGGUGAAGUUGGAGAGCUGUCCGAGAUAUUCCAAUGGAAAGGAGAGGUGGCAAAAGGGUUACCAAAUUGGGAGGACUCAGACAAGGAGCAUCUGGGUGAAGAGUUAUCUGAUGUGCUGCUAUAUCUCAUCAGACUGUCUGAUAUCUGUGGCAUAGACCUUGCUGAUGCUGCUCUGAAGAAAAUGGUAAAAAACGCGGUUAAAUACCCUGUCAAUGGGCUUUAAGGCUGUUGCAUUUUCUGUUAUAGAUCAACCAAUUAAGUCAUCUAUCAAAGUGAGCAAAUGGUGUAGUUGAGGAAAUGCAACAAUUUUAUAAAGCAAUUUUCUUGGUGUUUAAUUUCUGUUUGCUAUAGUCGAGCUUGAGUUAUAUUUGCUCAAUCGUGUUUUCAAAUGUACAAGUUUUAGACUGAAAAGAUGGUCUAAGUAUCGAGUAUGGAAAAGAAAACAAUUGUAUCAUAUAAUGGAAUUGAACAUGAUGCAAUAGAUUGGGCUUGUUUGAAGAGUAUUUAAAGCAUUUGAUUUUACUUUAA
Chenopodium quinoa (quinoa) is the source of this 1339-nucleotide messenger RNA. RefSeq names its product dCTP pyrophosphatase 1-like. The coding region runs from base 675 to 1034 and encodes 119 amino acids. The transcript has 2 exons. Gene Ontology annotation, biological process: nucleoside triphosphate catabolic process. Lineage: Eukaryota; Viridiplantae; Streptophyta; Magnoliopsida; Caryophyllales; Amaranthaceae. Gene Ontology annotation, molecular function: nucleoside triphosphate diphosphatase activity. The record is from RefSeq and is a predicted model, not a curated record.